CUGUAGAGUGUAGUGUAGUGUGGUGAAGGAAGGAAAGGGGAAGGUCGUGUCCGAUUCGUGCCGUGUCGUGCGUGUUGUUGAUGUUCUCGUCUUCUACUGGACUUGUUUUCUGUUUUGUUUGAGUGUUGAGCAAGACUGACUGGACUGUAGUGUGCGUUGUGAGAGAAAAGUUGUCAAAGUGUUUUCUUGAUUCUUUUAAAAGUCCACUUCUUGCGGUUUUCCCAAAUAAUUAAUUAUUCAAAGCGUUCAAGAAACCGAACUUGAAUCCUCACAAUGGCUAUUAAUCUAUCCUUUGUGAUGUUGACCGUCUUCGGCAUUCAAUUUGCACAAGCCAUGGACUGCUCGCUGGGUACCAGUAAGAAUGUGAUAGAACAGCUGAUCAGGACGUGUCCGCGACCCCUCAUCGACUCCGAGCAGGAGUCGUACUGUUGCUGGAGUCCCAGCGGAGACCGAGUCACCUGUUGCAAUCUCACGGACUUUGUGUUUAACAGCAUCUCCAUUAUGCUGCCGCUGAUCAUCAUAGGUUUGGUUGUUUCCUUCAUCGUCAGCUGUGUUUGCUGUCUUUGCUGCCCUUGUUGCUGCUUCUACAGGAAAAGAAGCGGCGGAAGAGUGAUUCGGCAAGGUCCCAUGCUCGUCACUGUUGGACCGUAUGCCGUGCCGCCAACCUCACCUUACCAACCUCUUUCAGAUGGCCGCAAUGGGUGGACCGUCGCCUAAGUACAACCAAAUACCUACUUACUUCUUGGACGAAGCAAUCAAAAUUGGUCUUCCUUAUAUUCCAGUGUUUGGUUUGUCCACCCUAGUAUUGCUUAGCUACUAGUUUUAUUUUUUAUUUUCACUGUAUCUCAAAAGCACUAUCCAACUAUUGUAUGUUAGGUUUAUAUUCCUACUUUAGGAUAUUAUUUUAUAGUAUUACAUAAUAUAUAUAUAGGUGUCACAAUGUGAUUCUCAAAAAACUUUUUGGCCAUAUUUUGAUGUUGUAAAAUGUAUACCUACUCGUUUAAAAUAUUAACCAGUAGUUCGGGAUAAGAAUGUUACUCAGUAUGAUUGUAAUAAAUUGCAGUGUAAGUUAUUUUACAUGUAUCGAGCAUUUAUGACACAAGCUUCCCAGACAGUAGUGAACGCAGCAAGUAUUUGUGCCAAAUGGAAAUUAAUCCGUUGCAUUUUAACUGUAAGCAUAAGCAUGGUUACCUUUGUGAAUUUCGUUCCUAAGAACAUUCCUGGAUCAACAAGUUUUGUGGAAGCUGGUUAUUUUUAUUAAAGCGUAAGUCGACUAGAAAGCUGCAGGUCUUUGUGCCUUAAUGCUUUCUCUGUAGCUUUUAGGGUUUAUUUGGCUUUUUUUCUAUAGUAUAUACAAAUAUUCUUAUACUCAACUGCUAGAUAUAUUUUUAGAGCCAUGUCAUGUCAUUAAUACUCAGAUUUCGAGAUUUGUAAAUCAUUUUUGACAUUUUUAUACUUCUUUGAAGGCAUUUACAUGAGAUUUAAUACAAUAAUUUGUGUGCCUACUCACAACGAUAUACAAGAACAUUGUCUGAUAUUAUAAAUUAGUUUUGCCAAAUAAACCAGUUAAUUUUAAUUGAUUGUAUAUUUAUUUACCUAGCAUGUAUGUUUACAUUAUUUGUAAUUUCUUAUGUUUACAUUUUGGUUUGUUCUAAAUUAAAAUAAUUUUCACAAUGAA
This is a messenger RNA of Macrosteles quadrilineatus (aster leafhopper), 1678 nucleotides long. RefSeq lists its product as uncharacterized. The transcript is spliced from 5 exons. The coding region runs from base 274 to 717 and encodes 147 amino acids. The record is from RefSeq and is a predicted model, not a curated record. NCBI's taxonomy places the organism in Eukaryota, Metazoa, Arthropoda, Insecta, Hemiptera, Cicadellidae.